AAAUUACCGACCCGUCGCCCUAGAUUUUGCUGAUAUCGAACCCUUCCUUGGUCUCGCAGAUUGAGGGGAAGAGGGACGGGGAGGUAGAGAUAAAAUUGAGGGGAAAAAGGAAAUAAAAUAGUGGGAAAAAAAAUGGCUUCGAUUAAUAUCUUUGAGGCAAACUUGUCCGAUUUCGAGCAGGUUUUUGAGAAUUUUAAGACGAUCAACUCGGAGAUAAAGCUGCUUCUUUUCCUCGCCGAUAAGGAUCCCUCUACAAAGCUUAGUUGGUGCCCUGACUGCAAUGUUGCAGAACCUGUGAUUGACGACAUGCUCGCAGCUACAGCUAGCGAUAUUUCGAUCCUUAAAACAUUUGUAGGGGACAGAGCCACGUGGAAGAAUCCUAUUCAUCCAUGGCGAGUCGAUCCAAGAUUCAAGCUCAGGGGUGUACCGACUCUCAUUCGAUGGGAGAAUGGUGCCAUCACUGAACGUUUAGAGGAUGAUGAGGCGCAUAUUGGAGACAAAAUACAUGCUCUUCUUACUGGGAAUUGAUCUUUCUUCUACUUAGACUACUAGUAGUUUUUAUGAACUUUAUUAACAAUAAGAAUAAAAUAUAGCAAACCUUCUUAAGAUAUUUUCGUUGUUUCUGGCUGUUAUAGAAGUCGCAUCAUAUUGCUGUUAACGAUAGCACUUUUAUUGUUCUGCAUAAAUGUUUUGGUGGUAUUUGCAUACAUGGCUGUUUGUUUUUUGGGGAAAAUGAAUA
Molecule: messenger RNA, 739 nt
Organism: Phalaenopsis equestris
Lineage: Eukaryota; Viridiplantae; Streptophyta; Magnoliopsida; Asparagales; Orchidaceae
Product: thioredoxin-like protein Clot
Exons: 2
Coding region: 133-528 (131 amino acids)
Cellular component (GO): cytosol
Molecular function (GO): protein-disulfide reductase [NAD(P)H] activity
Source: RefSeq, a predicted model, not a curated record